GGUAGAUCAUUGAACUUAGUCACCACAUGCAUAGAUCAUGCCACAGGAGCAGCUUCUGUGAAGUUCGGUGAGACAUGCACCACACCCAGUGACCAACAGUGCUGUAUUUUUUCAGUAUGCCUGAAGAAGUGACUUAUGCUACUCUCAAAUUUCCAAAUGCUUCCCAGGUGAAGACAUCCCAGGAGAGCUACAGUCUCAAGAGAGCAGACAAUCAUGAAGUUCCUGAAAUGGAAGUGGAUGGUGAAACUGAAAAUAGAGCAGGGGGAGUUGAGAGCAUACCUGAGAUGGCAGAGAGCAGAGCUGUGGCAGGACGUAGCACUCAGUCAAAAGUGUGGUGCACUGUUGCUUUCAUUUCGUUGACUGUGAACCUGGUGGUGCUGGCUGGACUGGGGACACUGGGCCUGAGGUAUUAUUGGAAACUCAUUUUCAACAACAGAACAACAAAUGAUAUUGAACAAAGCAAAAUACAACAGUUGGAAGAAAAUUUAAUGCUAUGCAAGAAUAUGUAUAAUAAUAUCUCAAAUGAGCUUAUCAGUUUUGAAAAUAUGACACAAAACACAUUAAAAGAGCUGAAAAACUUUACCUCAGAAUACUGUGAAGAGUUAAUGAAGAAGGAAAAAGAUGUUCAAUUCCAAUCAUGUUUGGAAUCAUGGAUGUGGUAUGGAAAUGGAAGCCAAGAUCAUGCCCAGAUGAAUAUGGACAGUAAGAAAAAUUGCAAUAAUACCCAGGUGUUCUUUAGAUGUUUUCCAUUACCUAUCCCCUGUGUGGAUCUGGAUUCUCCUUUCAAGAAGACAAAUUGGGAAGAAGGAAGGGUUUUAAAAUUUUGCAUUGUGACCUGUUUGACACUUGCUGAAAACAGUGAAGUUAAAAACAUGACAAUGGGACACACACCAAAUACAACUCAACUCCUGGAAACAAACACCUCCUUGUUACAAAAGUAACCAGAGGCCCAGAGAUGGGGACAGGGUCAUUCAUGAUGGACAUCAAGGAGGGCUUG
This is a messenger RNA of Enhydra lutris kenyoni (northern sea otter), 997 nucleotides long. Its product is annotated as C-type lectin domain family 12 member B-like. The transcript has 7 exons. Gene Ontology annotation, biological process: negative regulation of signaling receptor activity; natural killer cell inhibitory signaling pathway. The record is from RefSeq and is a predicted model, not a curated record. Gene Ontology annotation, cellular component: external side of plasma membrane. NCBI's taxonomy places the organism in Eukaryota, Metazoa, Chordata, Mammalia, Carnivora, Mustelidae. Gene Ontology annotation, molecular function: signaling receptor regulator activity; protein phosphatase binding. The coding region runs from base 117 to 941 and encodes 274 amino acids.